AUGGAAAACGAAUCGAAUGGACUCUUCUGGGAAGAGACGAGCAGUGUAUCGCAGGACUUCGCCUUCUCUCUCGGUGAGGCAGAGCUGCACAAUUUUCAAACCUUUGAGCACAGCAACGAAUCGGAACUUGAUGAACCGCCGCUGUUGGACGAGCUGAAAAUUUAUCCCCGACAAAUUGUGGAAAAAUCACUCGCCGUACUCAACCCGUUCCACGCUCGAAGCUUUAAGGACACGCCAGACUGUUUGUUCAAGGAAAAUGACUUGGCCGGUCCGCUGGUGUUCUUGCUGGUGCUGGCCGUUUGCCUUUCAAUAUCGAACAGCAAAAUCGAAUUCGGCAACAUCUACCGCCUAUCGGUGGUCUCGAUCGUCGCCAUGUACUGUCUGAUUUACCUGAUGGGCCAAACAGGUGAAUCUUUUGUCAGUAUCUCCGGCGUUUCUAGUGUGCUCGGUUACAGUUUGCUACCCAUUGUCUGCCUGUCCAUCGUAUCCAUGCUGAUUCCCUUGAACAAUUGCUACGGCAUGGUCUUUACCGGCGCCGCUAUCGUUCUGGCAAGCAGUAAAUCCAGCAAAAUGUUCUGCCUGAUGACGGGCGAUCCAAACCAGCGAUGCUUGUUGGCGUACCCUUCCGCACUGCUAUACUUACAGUUCGCUCUUUUAAUACUCUUUUGA
Molecule: messenger RNA, 669 nt
Organism: Anopheles cruzii
Lineage: Eukaryota; Metazoa; Arthropoda; Insecta; Diptera; Culicidae
Product: protein YIPF5-like
Exons: 1
Coding region: 1-669 (222 amino acids)
Biological process (GO): vesicle fusion with Golgi apparatus; endoplasmic reticulum to Golgi vesicle-mediated transport
Cellular component (GO): trans-Golgi network; membrane
Source: RefSeq, a predicted model, not a curated record